AUGAACCUGGACUUGCAAGGGGCCCCCUAUGGAUACACUCCGUUCUGUGCCGAUCGCGAUGACAUGGCACAAUACAGAUUCUGGGAUACAGGCUAUUGGAAGACGCACCUGGGGGAGCACAUGAAAUACCAUAUUAGCGCGCUUUAUGUGAUUGAUCUCCUUCACUUCCGUCAGUUAGCAACGGGUGAUAUUCUGCGAGGCAACUAUCACCAAUUAUCCGCUGAUCCCAAUAGUCUUGCCAAUCUAGACCAG
This is a messenger RNA of Sphaeroforma arctica JP610, 252 nucleotides long. RefSeq lists its product as hypothetical. Gene Ontology annotation, cellular component: endoplasmic reticulum. Lineage: Eukaryota; Ichthyosporea; Ichthyophonida. The record is from RefSeq and is a predicted model, not a curated record. Gene Ontology annotation, molecular function: UDP-glucose:glycoprotein glucosyltransferase activity. The annotation marks the transcript as partial. The transcript is spliced from 2 exons.